Molecule: messenger RNA, 2979 nt
Organism: Phialemonium atrogriseum
Lineage: Eukaryota; Fungi; Ascomycota; Sordariomycetes; Cephalothecales; Cephalothecaceae
Product: peroxisomal 3-ketoacyl-CoA thiolase 2
Exons: 3
Coding region: 1-2979 (992 amino acids)
Biological process (GO): fatty acid beta-oxidation; phenylacetate catabolic process
Cellular component (GO): peroxisome
Molecular function (GO): acetyl-CoA C-acyltransferase activity
Source: RefSeq, a predicted model, not a curated record
AUGUCUUCCGAUACGGAGCAAUCCGCGCAGCUGGUCGCCGGUGUCGGCAGUCAGAACCAGCCUGCUCUGAUUGACGACCCGUCCACCCCGCCAGAGAACGAUGCGCUUCCGCCACCCUCUUCGCAGGUGACACUUCCAUCUACCGAAAUACCUGCGUCACCUAUCGACCCUACCCAGUCCUUCAAGACCGAGGUGAACGAUGAUCGCAUCGCCGCAGGUGCUGUCAUUCGGUCUUCCCUUACCCCGCCACCCUCCUCCCAAGUCCCGACAAAUGGCGGCGCCGCUCUCACCCAACCAUUGGCAUACCUUAGCUCGCAGAGAUCCGGCAUCUUCUCUCCGCCUGAGACCGGCCUCAGUACCAGCAAUUACAGACGAGACGGUCUUGCCUCGUCCGAAUACACUCCCCCAUCCCCUCAGCAAGUGGUCGCAGCUUCACCAGAUGAACUUCGGGGCCUCCUUCAGGCAUGCAUUGCGGAACAUGCAAAGUUGAAGAUGGAAGCUGCCCACCAUAAGUUGCAAUUCAACCUUCUGAGCCUCCAAGCCGACGAAGAUGCCAAGCGAGCAGUCGUUGAACACGAGAUGACCCGGCGGGAGGUGGAUGCGCUACGAGACGCUGAGCACUCUCGAUAUGCUCGGCGUGAACUCAGCACCGCAUCUGAGUCCGCCCAGGCAAAGUACUUGCAGCUGAGGGUCUGGUACGAGCAAGUCGUCGAGGAGAACGAAUCAUUGAAUAAGCGGCUCAAGCUAGCGAAGAAGGUCAUCCACCAGAAAGAAGACGAAGUUGUCAAUUUGACCGACGAGAGAGACAUGCUCCUCAAUCGCAUUCGCGAGAACCGCGAACACUUCCACCUGCUUUGCAGCCCUGGAGGCAUCUUCCAUACGGCCCUGACGCCGAAGACCCAGACUGUGUCGUCGUCGCCCGUUCAACACAGAGCUACUCCGCGACAAACGCCGAGAUCGGCACACAGGGAUCGAGAACACGGCCAAGAACCGUUUGACGUGCUUCUCAAGGCUGCAACCCAAGAAAACAACAGCGCCCCAACCACGCCGACGGCCAACUACAAACCCGCCGCUCCCCGGAGCCAGUCGAAGCAUACCCGCAACGUGCAGUCCAUGUCAUCGCUCCCAACUACUCCGACACCUCGUUCUCGAGCUGCCACCUCGGGGCUUCUCCCCUCGGUCGAUGUUGUGCCACAAUCCGAGCCGCCGUAUCGCCACAGCCGGUACAUACCGGAAACCCCAACGUCGGGGCGACACCACCGCCGGCGAAAGAGCAGGGAAAGCACCAUCUCGGCCGAGGACAACGAAGAACUGGCGCGCCAAGCCCUUCACUCCUUUGCUUCCCGCGGGUCUGAACCCUCCCGCAGCUCGCGCCGGCGUCACGCGGCCGAAGAGGCCGAAGAGGAAGUCUUCGAGAGCCAGGCAAGCCAGGCAGCCUCGGAGAUGCUUCGACGCGACCCCCGAGAGAGCUUCGAGGUCGCCAGCUCCGUUGAUGCAUCGCGCGACGGAACCCCGACGCCGGCAGCAGCUGAGAGGAGCGCCAAGUUGCAGGCCAAGCUGUUCGCAGGCCUGAAUAAGAGCGGGGCUGCGACCACGGACAAGAGGAAAUUCAGCGGCCACGGGGAAACAAGAGACGACGUUGCUAGGCGGGAGGUGCUGACGAGCCCGACCAAGAAGCUGCGCGUCGCCGGCGGAUUGCGCGACCCCAACCGGGUCGGGCUUGGUAUACAAGGCCUCAAGGCCGUCCUCACCAAGGCCCCAACCGACACAGUCAUCGUCUCCUCCCUGCGCACCCCCAUCUGCCGAUCGUACCGCGGCCAGCUCAAGGACGCCUACCCGGAGGAGCUCCUCUCGGUAGUCCUGCGGGCGACGCUCGAGGCGAACCCGUCCCUCCCACCCGGCGCCGUCGAAGACGUGGCCGUGGGCGUGGUCCUCUCGGAGCUGGGCGGGUCCAAGGCGGCGCGCAUGGCGCUCAACCACGCCGGGUUCCCGAACCAGACGAGCCUGUACACGGUCAACCGGGCGUGCGCGUCCAGCCUGCAGAGCGUGGCGCUGGUGUCUGCGCAGAUCCGCGCGGGCGCCAUCGACUGCGGCAUCGGCGCGGGCAUGGAGAGCAUGACGCGCAACUACGGCUCCAGGGCGAUACCCGUCGACGCGUGGCCGGCGCUGCGGAGCCCCGACACGGCGGCCAAGGACGUCCGCGACUGCGUCAUGCCCAUGGGCCUGACGAGCGAGAACGUGGCGAGGCGCUACGGCGUCGGCAGGAGGGAGCAGGACGAGCUGGCCGUCGAGAGCCACGCGCGGGCGGCGCGGGCGCGGGAGCAGGGGCGGUUCGCCGACGAGAUCGUGCCGGUCAACACGCGGUUCCAGGAGGUCGACAGGGAGGGGAACAAGGUGGGCGAGGAGCGCGCCGUGACGGUCACGCAGGACGACGGGAUCCGCGCCAACGCCAGCCUCGAGGGGCUCGCCAAGCUCAAGCCCGCGUUCGCGGCCGACGGGGCCAGCACGGCGGGGAACUCGAGCCAGGUCAGCGACGGCGCGGCGGCGACGCUGCUGAUGCGCCGCAGCACGGCCGUCGGGCUCGGGCUCGCCGACUCCAUCAUGGGCAAGUUCGUCGCCGCCACGACGGUCGGCUGCGCGCCCGACGAGAUGGGCAUCGGCCCCGCGCUGGCGAUCCCGAAGCUGCUGGCGGGUCUCGGCCUCGCCAAGGAGGACGUCCAGAGAUGGGAGCUCAACGAGGCGUUUGCGAGCCAGACCAUCUACUGCCUGCGCGAGCUGGGCCUCGUCGAGGCGUGGGAGCAGGGCAAGGUCAACCCCGACGGCGGGGCUAUCGCGCUGGGCCACCCGCUCGGCGCCACGGGGGCGCGUAUGGUCAGCACGCUCAUGCACGGCUUGAAGCGGGAUGGUGGUGAGGUCGGCGUCGUGAGCAUGUGUGUCGGAACUGGAAUGGGAAUGGCUGGGCUGUUCGUAAGGGAAUAG